Messenger RNA from Spodoptera littoralis (African cotton leafworm), 2490 nucleotides. NCBI's taxonomy places the organism in Eukaryota, Metazoa, Arthropoda, Insecta, Lepidoptera, Noctuidae. The record is from the annotation of a GenBank genome assembly.
AUGGAUAUGGAAGUCGACGGGAUUGAAAAUUUAAGUAAUCCAUCUGAAGGUGGAAAGUUUUCUAAUUUGAAGGCGUUUGUGACUGCUGCACGGGAAUUCGAAGCGACACAUAGUGAGUCCGCUGUGAAUUUGAUGACACGAUAUCUUGGACUAAUAGCCUCAUCAUGCGACUUAUCAAUAUUCUCUCCAGGGCGUUCAGAAGUGUGUGCAUUCUUCAGUUCUCUAUGGCGUGUGAUGUGUGAUGGUCGUGGUCCUCACUGGGCUGGCGUUGCUGUCCUGGCCAGAGCUGCCAUAGAACCUAGUGCUAGACAUGCACUUACACAUACUUAUAAGUUUAUGCCAAUCUUGGCAAGAUUAUUAUCUGACUCCAUAUCUAAUGACAAGAAAGUUAAACUUUUAACAGUUAUGCAAGAAAUAUCCUACGGUAUCAAAAUCAGUUGGCAAGAGUCCUAUCUAAGCAGUUUAAUGAAACAGCUAACGGAAUGGAUAACACAGCCGAUGACCGAGCCACAACUUCGUACCAUCGGUCACAAGUCUCUUACAGUAUUGGUCAAUGUGUGCUAUGGGAAUCUGCCCGCAAUAUAUGCCUUAAUGAGGACUGUUGAUACUAAGGAUUUUGUGGUACAUCUUAUUAGUUUGAAGGAAGGUGGUUACGGCGGAGUAGAAGUCUGUCGUUUGUUGCUGUGUCUGUCGGGCGCGACCCGUGGCGCGGCGUCCACUCGCCAGCCCGACGUCCACAGCUACUUGUGUUGUACUAUGCGGACAUUUAACAAAGCCGUCAGUGAAGGCGACGCGACGCAACUCCUCCACGCGUACACGUUUGUCAAUGACCUGUGUUCAGACAGCAACUUGAGGAGCUACGUGCUUUCCUACCCACACUUUGUUAGCGCGCUUGAAGAAGCACUGAAGGAUGUUCAAGAGCUAUGUCUAGCAGCACCGGACGAUAUGGGCGAGCCAGAGAAUACUGUCAACUGUCUCCGCAAUGUGCUGAAAUUUCUAACUGUUUUAGUUAGCUUAGAUUUGUAUUCCUUGAGAUGUCACCACAGUGCUUUAGUCGUUCUAUGUAUGAAAGCUAGUCGCACCUGUCUGCCAGAGUCGCUCGAGCUAUUUGCUGCUAUCGUGUCACAGUAUAGAGAUGAAGGUCGUCUACCGCAAGAACUAAUAUCAGUAAUCAGUGAUGGUCUACCUGGGUUACUGGUACCACCCGCUUUAGAACCAGGGAAGGCAGGCGUGCAGUGGCUCCAAGUGGUCGGAGCACUUUGUGAAUCAGUUGAGACACAGGAGCGAGUACUACAAGAAGUAACUCCGGACGCAUUCGAAGAUACUCUGUACAGCGUACUACAAUAUACGUCACAGAACGGAGUAGUAGGCGCGGAGGCGUCCCAGCAGGCCGUGGUGGUGGGGUGCCGCACGGCGCUGUCGCUGGCGCCGCUCGACACGCACUGGGAGGCCGCGCUCGCACGGAUGCUCGCCCACCAUCAGGUUCGAAAACUCCUGUGCGUCGGUCUAACAAGCACCAACGGGCCCAGGCGGCGACAGAUACUGCAGCUAGUCAAACACCAUUACUUCCCGUCCGACCAAAUGAAUCAGGUAUUUGGCGAGUCCCUCCACGGUAUAUCGGAGUCUACGACGGACGUGACAGCGUCGAGCAGUGCUACAGGGUGCGCGGAGGGCGCGUGGUGCGGCCGCCUCGCGCCCGCGCAGGAACACGCUGUAGACGCACUCGUCGGCAAGCUCGGCGACAAGCUGAGGGAGGGGAAGGUAUCAGACAUCGCCACUUCGAGUGUGAUGGAGUUGUAUGGCUAUAAGAUGACUUGCUUAGAACAGAGGCUACAUUCUCACUCGGUAGCUUUACAGGGCGCCAGCGAACACAUGGCGUCAUUACAGCACUCGCUAGCGAUGUUACAAGCUACCAACUCUUCACAACAAGAUGUACUAUACACUACACAGAUGCAGAAUGAAAGGCAUAAGAAAACGAUAGAAGAUUUGCACAAGCAAUUAGAAGAUGCGGAGACAACGUUGCGUGGUUUUCGAGCGAAACUGGCCGCCGAGAAACUAGAUAAAGAAAAUCAAAAGGAAAAUCUACACAAGGAGUUCCGAGCGCAAAUGGCUACUUUAGAGACUGAAAUGAAAUUACGUGAGAAGGAGUUUGAGGAGCGGCUGAAGACGUCUGAAGUUGAACACAGGGCGUUACAGAAGAAAUUAGAACAACAGACAAGUAAAAACAGUGAGUUAGCGGGCGUGCUCAUAAAGUUCGAGGAGCGAGUGAAGCAGAGAGACAAGAAAUUAGAAGACGCGGCCGGCAACGAGGCGUCGCUACGGAAAGAAAUUGAUCAUAGAGAUAUGACAAUAAAACAACUAGAGAAGACGGUACUAGAGAGAGAGAACAGACUGUACCAGCUGACGACACAGCUGGAGGAGAUGAAGAGAGUGCAGGAGAUGGUCGCCAAACUGAUGAGCAAGAGUGCUUCUACUAGUAUGGGGAGCUAA